UCUUCUUCCCUUUUCCGCCCAAUCCAGGCCCAGCCAACGGGGAGGGUAACUUGGCACCCGCCCAUCAUCAUCAUCAUCAUCAUCAUCAUCGGCCCUGGCAAGGAAUGUGGCUGCUUCGGAGAGAGAGAAGAAAGUGCAAAAGAAGGAGAAACGGAGAAGAAAAAGACAGAAAUCGGACCCAAAAGCAACCAUGAUGGGUCCGGAUGGGUCCGGAUGGCACCGUCCAAGCAGUGCCAGCAACCCUUUUGCAACAGAGCCCAGAUGUUGAACCUCCAAUUUUACCUGGGCGACAGGUAAAACCAAGUUGCCUUUGGACGGACAUAAGGCCUUACUGAGAAGAGAAACCUGUUUGUUGAAACUCGAAAUGCUCACCAUCAGGCUGCCACAGAUUUUCCGCAUCCACCAAGUACCACGAAUCUUUUGGGAAGAUGGCAUCAUCUCCGGCUACCGUCACCCCAAAAGUUCAGCGCUGGAUUGCGUCCUCAGCUCCUUCCAACUCAACAACGAGACCAUCAACAUUUGGACGCAUUUCCUGCCGACGUGGUACUUCUUGUGGCGGUUCCUGGGGUUGUCCUACAGCCUGGAUUUCUCCUGCGACGCCUACAGCUGGCCCUUCCUGGCCUACAUGUGGCUGGUCUGCCUCUACCCCUUCACCUCCUGCUGUGCCCACACCUUCAGCACCAUGUCCGCCCGCGCCAGGCACAUCUGCUACUUCUUGGACUACGGGGCCCUCAGCCUCUACAGCUUGGGUUGCGCUUUCACGUACGGGGCGUACGCCAUGCCCGACCGCUGGGUCAGCAGCACUUUGCACUACUAUUUUGUCCCCGUGGCCGCACUGAACUCCUUCGUCUGCACCAGUCUCUCCUGUUACUCCCGGUUCCUUGAACUCGAGUCUCCUCAUCUCAGCAAAAUCGCAAGAACGGCGGCUUUCCUUUACCCGUUUAUCUUUGACAACAUUCCACUCUUCUACCGGCUGCUGUUCUGUUUCGGGGAGGAUUGCGCCUGGAACGACUCGGUGCCCGGCUACUUCUACCACCUCUUCUUUGCCGCUCUCACCGGAUUCCUCUUUGCCUCCCAUUUGCCGGAACGCCUGGCGCCCGGGCGCUUCGAUUUCAUCGGCCACAGCCACCAGCUCUUCCACAUCUGUGCCGUGGUGGGCACCCACUUCCAGCUGGAAGCCGUCCUGCGGGAUUUGCACUCGCGCCGGGCCUUCCUCGCCCUCCGCGCCCCGCCGGUCAUCUUCACCCAGACCUUUGCCGUCCUGGGCCUGGCUCUGCUGGGCAACGCACUCCUUCUUGCCGCCUUCACCUUCCUCCUCUGCUGCUCCGCCGGCUCCACGUCCAUCCUCCAGAACCACGUCUCGGAGUGACAAACUUGGCUGCAGGCGGGGAUGAUGGGUGCUGGAGUCCAAAGCGUCCCGCCGUCGCACUUUAUACCUCAGUCUCAAACCGUCCCGCGUUUCGUGCCCAAUGUUUUUACAAAAUGAGCACUUUAAGUCUUGCGUUCGAGACGUCCGCACCUCCGUUUGGGGUGUUUCCGGGUGUUUUGGACUGCAACUCCCAUCAUUCCUAACAGCCUCAGGAAUGAUGGGAGUUGUAGUCCAAAACACAAUGGGCAUGGACUACGUUAUCAUUGGCAUAUUGUAGUUCUAUAACUGAUGUGUGUAUAGGGCCUGAGGCUGUUAGGAAUGAUGGGAGUUGCAGUCCAAAACACAAUGGGCAUAGACUACGUUAUCAUCGGCAUAUUGGAGUUCUAUAACUGAUGUGUAUCUGGAAUGAUGGGAGUUGCAGUCCAAAACACAAUGAGCAUAGACUACAUUGUCAUCGGCAUAUUGGAGUUCUAUAACUGAUGUGUAUCUGGAAUGAUGGGAGUUGCAGUCCAAAACACAAUGGGCAUAGACUACGUUAUCAUCGGCAUAUCGGAUUUCUAUAACUGAUGUGUAUCUGAGUGUGUCAAGGGCCUGAGGCUGUUGGGAAUGAUGGGAGUUGGAGUCCAAAACACAAUGUGCAUAGACUACGUUAUCAUAGGCAUAUUGGAGUUCUAUAACUGAUGUGUAUCUGGAAUGAUGGGAGUUGCAGUCCAAAACACAAUGGGCAUAGACUACGUUGUCAUCGGCAUAUUGGAGUUCUAUAACUGAUGUGUAUCUGAAAUGAUGGGAGUUGCAGUCCAAAACACAAUGUGCAUGGACUACGUUGUCAUCGGCAUAUUGGAGUUCUAUAACUGAUGUGUAUCUGGAAUGAUGGGAGUUGCAGUCCAAAACACAAUGGGCAUAGACUACGUUGUCAUCGGCAUAUUGGAGUUCUAUAACUGAUGUGUAUCUGAAAUGAUGGGAGUUGCAGUCCAAAACACAAUGUGCAUGGACUACGUUGUCAUCGGCAUAUUGGAGUUCUAUAACUGAUGUGUAUCUGAAAUGAUGGGAGUUGCAGUCCAAAACACAAUGGGCAUAGACUACGUUGUCAUCGGCAUAUUGGAGUUCUAUAACUGAUGUGUAUCUGGAAUGAUGGGAGUUGCAGUCCAAAACACAAUGUGCAUAGACCACGUCAUCAUCGGCAUAUCGGAGUUCUAUAACUGAUGUGUAUCUGAGUGUGUAAGGUGCUUUGUAGUUUUUAAAGGUUUUCUGGUAUGUUGAAUCACAGGGUUGUUGGAAUCGCAGGGUUGUUGUGUGUUGUGCAGUAUGGCCAUGUCCCGGAAGCAUUCUCUCCUGAUGUUUCGCCCACAUCUAUGGCAGGCAUCCUCGGAGGUUGUGAGGGACCACUUGACCGCAGCCUCUUUGCCUUUUCCCACAGGCACGGUACCUAUUUAUCUACUCGCAUUGGCACGUUUUCGAAUUGUGUGUCUUCCGGGCUGCCCGGCCGUGUCCCAGAAGCAUUCUCUCCUGACAUUUUGCCCACAUCUAUGGCAGGCAUCCUCGGAGGUUGUGAGGGACCACUUGACCGCAGCCUCUUUGCCUUUCCCGCAGGCGCGGUACCUAUUUAUCUACUCGCAUUGGCACAUUUUCGAAUUGUGUGCCUUCCAGGCUGUCUGGCCAUGUCCCGGAAGCAUUCUCUCCUGAUGUUUUGCCCAGGCGUGAGGUGUCACAACCAGGGCCCACUUGACCGCAGCCUCUUUGCCUUUUCCUGUGGGUGCGGUACCUAUUUAUCUACUCGCAUUGGCACAUUUUCGAAUUGUGUGCCUUCCAGGCUGUCUGGCCACGUCCCAGAAGCAUUCUCUCCUGACGUUUUGCCCAGGCAUGAGGUGUCACAACCAGGGCCCACUUGACCACAGCCUCUUUGCCUUUUCCCGUGGGUGCGGUACCUAUUUACCUACUCGCAUUGGCACAUUUUCGAAUUGUGUGCCUUCCGGGCUGUCUGGCCACGUCCCAGAAGCAUUCUCUCCUGACGUUUUGCCCAGGCGUGAGGUGUCACAACCAGGGCCCACUUGACCGCAGCCUCUUUGCCUUUUCCUGUGGGUGCGGUACCUAUUUAUCUACUCGCAUUGGCACAUUUUCGAAUUGUGUGCCUUCCAGGCUGUCUGGCCACGUCCCAGAAGCAUUCUCUCCUGACGUUUUGCCCAGGCAUGAGGUGUCACAACCAGGGCCCACUUGACCGCAGCCUCUUUGCCUUUUCCUGUGGGUGCGGUACCUAUUUAUCUACUCGCAUUGGCACAUUUUCGAAUUGUGUGCCUUCCAGGCUGUCUGGCCACGUCCCAGAAGCAUUCUCUCCUGACGUUUUGCCCAGGCAUGAGGUGUCACAACCAGGGCCCACUUGACCACAGCCUCUUUGCCUUUUCCCGUGGGUGCGGUACCUAUUUACCUACUCGCAUUGGCACAUUUUCGAAUUGUGUGCCUUCCGGGCUGUCUGGCCACGUCCCAGAAGCAUUCUCUCCUGACGUUUUGCCCAGGCGUGAGGUGUCACAACCAGGGCCCACUUGACCGCAGCCUCUUUGCCUUUUCCUGUGGGCACGGUACCUAUUUAUCUACUCGCAUUGGCACAUUUUCGAAUUGUGUGUCUUCCGGGCUGUCUGACCAUGUCCCAGAAGCAUUCUGUUCUGAAGUUUUGCCCAGGUGUGAGGUGUCACAACCAGGACCCACUUGACCGCAGCCUCUUUGCCUUUUUCCUGUGGGCGCGGUACCUAUUUAUCUACUCGCAUUUUCACAUUUUGGUAUAAGACUGGAAAAUCGCCCCGUCUCGCGGAUUUGAACCGCCGACCUUCAGGUCAGCAGCUCGGCAACCCAUGGCGCCACCGCGGCCCCUGUUAGCCACCGAUGGGGGCGAAAUGUCAGGAGAGAGUGCUACCGAGAUGUGGCCGGACAGCCCCCAAAAUUCACAGCAACACAGCGAAAGUGGUCGACAAGACAAGACAUGUUUAGAUGACAAAACAUAAGUGCCUUCUAUGUCUCUGGUUUUUGGGUUUGAUCCCAAGCCUCGAAAACUAUAUUUUCCCGAGAUAAGUUCAGCAUCAUUCUUGAUUGACAGCAUCCGCGGCACGGAUAUUUCCCAGUUUAAGUGCCUGCGACACCAGUUGCCUUUUUCCUUAACAGGCUUUUCCGUCUUUCCUUUGCGUCUUAAUGGGUUCCUUGGGCCGCUUUUCCCUCCGUAAAUGCUUUAAAAAUAGAAUAUUUUAUAAUAAUAAUAAUAAUAAUAAUAAUAAUAAUAAUAAUAAUAAUAAUAUUUCCCAUCCAAACCUACAGCUAACCGGCCUCAUUCUUCCCUUUCUCGUUUUGCACUGGGGGAAAAAAAGGGGCAGAAUUUUAUUUUAUAUUCCAGAAUUUUAAAAUGAAAGAGCUUUUUUAAAAAUAUAUAUAUAUUAUUAUAUGUCGCGUCGUUCGUGUCCUUAAACAACAUUCCUUUAUCUGCGUCUUCGGGUUUUUAAAUUUUAUUUUUUAUUUUAUUCUUGGAACGCCAAAAUUCCAAGUUUUUGAACAAAACCACUCUUUUUAAAAAUAUAUUUAUUUGCAGUAUUUAUAUAUAUAUAUCCAAUGCCGGUUUUAACAACGACAAGAUAGGGGUAUUCUAUAGGCUUUUCCGUCUUUCGGCAUCUUUGGAGGCUGUGUUCGGUUCCGGCCACUGGGUGGUGCUGUUAAAAUACCUCCCCGCUUUUAAAGCAGUACCUAUUUAUCUACUCGCAUUUUUGCUUUUCGAACCGCUAGGUAGGCAGAAGCUGGACUAAUAGCCAGGAGCUCACCCUGACCCGGGCUUCGAAUGGUCGAACUUCGAUUGUGCUAAAGCCUGGCCCUAUAUCUAUCUAUUUUUAUACUGACCCGCCAUAUAAUAUCCUGCUACUUUAAUGGAGUGACCAAUGGUUUGCUUGUUUCGUUUAUGUUUUUUUUUAAGGAUAAUAAAACCCACGUUUGGAAAUAAAACAGCUUUAAUUCAGAACUGGAAAGAAAGAGAAAUAAAAUAUAAAACAAAUAAUAA
Messenger RNA from Anolis carolinensis (green anole), 5396 nucleotides. RefSeq names its product progestin and adipoQ receptor family member 6 (gene paqr6). Gene Ontology annotation, molecular function: signaling receptor activity. The coding region runs from base 365 to 1369 and encodes 334 amino acids. Lineage: Eukaryota; Metazoa; Chordata; Lepidosauria; Squamata; Anolidae. The transcript is spliced from 8 exons. Gene Ontology annotation, cellular component: membrane. The record is from RefSeq and is a predicted model, not a curated record.